Nicrophorus vespilloides is the source of this 1603-nucleotide messenger RNA. It is a transcript of the gene Cht5, whose product is annotated as endochitinase. The record is from RefSeq and is a predicted model, not a curated record. Lineage: Eukaryota; Metazoa; Arthropoda; Insecta; Coleoptera; Silphidae. Gene Ontology annotation, cellular component: extracellular region. Gene Ontology annotation, molecular function: chitinase activity; chitin binding. The transcript has 8 exons. Gene Ontology annotation, biological process: chitin catabolic process; carbohydrate metabolic process. Bases 1 to 1599 code for a protein of 532 amino acids.
AUGCGGCUCCUACUCCUCACUGCGGCCGUAUUGUUCCUGAGCCUCCAAGCCGAAGGUAUUCCAUCUAGAGUCGUUUGCUACUUCAGCAACUGGGCUAUCUACAGGCCGGGCGUCGGCAAAUACGGAAUCGACGACAUUCCCACGGAAUUAUGCACGCACCUCGUCUACUCCUUCAUCGGCGUGAAUAAUGCAACUUGGGAGGUGCUGGUCCUGGACGAAGAGGUCGACGUAGAGAACGGUGGUUUCGAGAAGUUCGUUGCCUUGAAGACGAAGCAUCCGAAUGUUAAAUUCCAGGUGGCCGUUGGUGGUUGGGGAGAAGGCGGCGAUAAGUACUCGGCCCUUGUAGGACACAAGUCGCGUAGAGACACCUUCAUAGCUAGCGUUGUACAAUUCAUGAACACCUAUAAAUUCGAUGGCUUCGAUCUGGAUUGGGAGUAUCCUGGAGCCACGGACCGCGGCGGCACCUUCGCCGACAAGGACAGGUUCUUCUACUUCGUAGAGGAGUUACGCAGGGCCUUCGAUAAGGAAAACAAAGAAUGGGAAAUCACCAUGGCUGUACCCAUAGCCAAAUUCAGAUUGGAUGAAGGCUAUCACGUACCAGAGCUUUGCGAAUUAUUGGACGCCAUACACGUGAUGAGCUAUGAUUUGAGGGGUAAUUGGGCUGGAUUUGCUGAUUCGCAUAGCGCUUUAUAUAAAAGAGACCACGACCAAUGGGCUUACGAAAAAUUAAAUGUUCAUGACGGUUUGAAGCUCUGGGUAAAUUAUGGAUGCUCUCCUAAGAAACUGGUUGUUGGUAUUCCGUUUUAUGGAAGAUCAUUCACUCUGAGUCAAGGAAACAAUAAUUACAAUUUAGGUACAUACAUUAAUAAGGAAGCUGGAGGAGGAGCGCCUGGGCCUUAUACAAACGCAACUGGAUUUUUGGCUUAUUACGAAAUUUGCACAGAGGUUCAAGAUGAUAAUAAAGGCUGGACCAAAAAAUGGGAUGCUCAAGGAAAGGUGCCUUACACUUACAAAGGAACUCAAUGGGUUGGCUACGAGAACCCUGAAAGUGUACAAAUAAAAAUGGAUUAUAUUAAAGAGAUGGGCUAUGGAGGUGCAAUGACUUGGGCAAUAGACAUGGACGACUUCCAUGGGCUUUGUGGUCCGAAAAACGUCCUCAUGAAUAUUCUACAUGCGAACAUGAAAUCCUAUGAUGUUCCUGAACCCACGGUCUCAACCACGCCUCGGCCGGAAUGGGCCCGUCCACCCACGACCCAAGGAACCGGCCCAUCACUGGUCCAGACAACCCGCAAGCCAACGACUGUACAUCAGAUCCCCACGACGAAAUACACAACAACAACCAUGAAGUCAACAACCUUGGUUGUGGAGUACCCAGAGACAGAAGUCGAGGAACUGGAGGAAAUUCCAGAGGAGAUCGAUAACAACGACAUUGAUUGCUCCGACCAAGACUUCAUACCUCAUCUGGACUGCGGGAAGUACUAUCGUUGUGUUCAUGGUAAGCCAAUGGUCUUCGAAUGUCGGCCAGGAACUGUUUAUCAAGUCAACAGCCACAUAUGUGAUUGGCCAUCCAAUGCCGACAGGGACGAAUGCAAACAAUAAUUAU